AGCGCCAGAGACGUGAGCCCACCAUGCAGCGAAUUGUUCUGAUCCUGUGCGUCGCAGCGGUGGCGCUGGCGGCCCCCGCCGCCCAGUACCGGGGCACCAGCGCGCGGAGACGCAGCCGCUACCAGAGUAUCGCCUCUCGGGGCACCACCACCCCGUCGUACAGCCCGCAGGAGGCGGUCACCACGACUGCAGCUCCGCCCGCCUCUGAGAGCACCACUCGGCAGUACGAGCAGCCCGCGCAGCCCUCCCCGACUCCCUCCUCGGACGUUAGAACGUACCGACAGCGGGCGCAGCCGGCUCCCGCGGCGGCAGCAGCGUCCAACAGGGCCAGCCAGAGGUACAGCGGCGGCACGGCGCAGCGGUACAACAGUGCUGCAAACCAGCAGUACAGCAACGCCGCACCCCAGCAAUACAGCAGCAGCGGAACCCAGCAAUACAGCAGCGGAACGAACCGGCAGUACAGCAGCAGCGGAACCCAGCAGUACAGCAGCAGCGGAACCCAGCAGUACAGUGGGAGCGGAACCCAGCAGUACAGCGGGAGCGGAGUGAACCAGCAGCGUAACCCACCCGUACCCAUCGUGCGCUACCAGAACGCACCGACUGGGGACGGCGGCAACCAGCACGCCUACGAGACGGGGAACGGUAUCCAACGCGAGGAGGGCGUCUUCAUCAAGGAGCUGACCGUGACUGGCGAGGACGGCAAGCAGAAGACGGUCCGGGUGCCCGUCUACCGGGGCUCGUUCAAGUACCAGCAGCCGGACGGCACCUUCAUCGAGGUGCAGUACGAGGCCGACGAGACGGGCUUCCACGCCGUGGGCGACUCGAUCCCGCAGGCACUGCAGUAGACGCCUGCCGUGAACGAUCCUCCGGGGGCUGCAGUGGGGGCGUGGGGUGAGGGGCGUGCAGCGGCCGCAGGAGGAGUCUGCUUCAGUGAGCUGGAGGUGAGGUCGGUCCGAGGUGAGGUCAAGGUGGGAAGUGGUUGAAGAGCGGUGGCUUAUGUCGGCUUGUUGAUAACGAUGGUGAGAGUGAAGUCCUGCGCCCCAGACCUGUCAAACUGCCCUAAGAUUGCAGUAUGCAUGUUGAUGUUUGUAGCGACGUGUAAAAUGGCUAAUGAGAUAGAGAUGGGAGAGCGAUAGAGGCGAGAAAAACACGCACGACAAUCGUUGUACUGGAUCUCCGAGGAAGACAACGUCUUUCUCUGACGAUUCCAAAAGAUCGUCAUUGCUUAGAACAGUUUGAUUUUUCGGGUAGUUCAUAUAGGCAAAGGGUUGUCCGUAACAUUGUUUUGAGGGUUCGCGCACCAUCGCAUUGUUAUGGUGGAUGAUCGGGGCUAACCGAUCACAAACGCAUACUAAUUAUCUUCGCUUAGUUAGUUGCAUGAUUGCCGUGAAAUGCAUGUCAGAAUUGUGCAAAUAUACAUGAAUUAAAUCACA
Molecule: messenger RNA, 1433 nt
Organism: Amphibalanus amphitrite
Lineage: Eukaryota; Metazoa; Arthropoda; Thecostraca; Balanomorpha; Balanidae
Product: pupal cuticle protein 36-like
Exons: 3
Coding region: 24-845 (273 amino acids)
Cellular component (GO): chitin-based extracellular matrix
Molecular function (GO): structural constituent of chitin-based larval cuticle
Source: RefSeq, a predicted model, not a curated record